AUGUUCUUAAUGAUGCCCACACUAACUUACCAAGACCAGCAAUCAGACGAUCAAGCAAGUUUACUCUGCAUAAGCGAUUGCGCCACGUGUCCAGUCAUCUGUUCACCACCGCCGUCUCAGCCCGAAAAGUCACAACCACCGCCGCCGGCCCCGCCGAUUCAACCGGCAAACAACGCCCCGCCACCCACUUACUUCACAUUCUUGCCACCGCCGUUGCAGCCGGAUUUAUCACCUCCGCCUAAGAAGGCGGCGCCGCCACCUUCUCCGGCGUGGAUUUACACAACUGGGUCUCCUCCGCCCCCUUCCAAAACCCCCGUUCAGAUUUCACCGCCGAUAGUGGUGGUCGGAAAUAAGACGCCGCCGUCUCCGGCUGCCGGCGGCAGCGGAGGAGGAGGAGGGCAUGACCAUGAUGAGUAUCCUUAUCCUUACUAUUAUUUCUAUUCCUCCGGGGUGGCGGCAGCGGCGGUGGGUUGUUCCGCGGUGGCUGUUGAGAUUUUCUUCCUCUUUGUGGUGUUUCAGUUUUGGUGA
Cannabis sativa is the source of this 528-nucleotide messenger RNA. Its product is annotated as extensin. NCBI's taxonomy places the organism in Eukaryota, Viridiplantae, Streptophyta, Magnoliopsida, Rosales, Cannabaceae. The record is from RefSeq and is a predicted model, not a curated record. The coding region runs from base 1 to 528 and encodes 175 amino acids. The transcript has a single exon.